Rotaria sordida is the source of this 873-nucleotide messenger RNA. NCBI's taxonomy places the organism in Eukaryota, Metazoa, Rotifera, Eurotatoria, Philodinida, Philodinidae. The record is from the annotation of a GenBank genome assembly.
AUGGGACAUGGAAUAGUUGGUUCUAUACUAACUUUAAUUUCACUUAUUCAUGCUUCAUUUGCAAUUGUGAUUUCGGUUAUUGUCAUCGGUAUUAUUAUCUAUCAUCAAUAUCAUAAUCGUUUAAGACGAGAAGAGAAAAUAACUCUUAUUCUCUCUGCUAAUAUCUAUUUUUAUAUGAAUAUCUAUGUAGUGUUAUUAAUCUCAUGUAAUAUUCAAACAUUAUUAGGUGACAUAUAUGAGAAAAAUUUUGAUUCAUCAUGGUGUACAUUUAGAGAAUAUUUUACUGGUGUUACAUGUUGUGCUGUAUUUAAUGCUUUCGUUAUUCAGGCCUUCUAUCGUCUUUGUCGUAUUGUGUAUUCAAAUCAUAGAUGGAUUCGAUUUUUUUGGCUUUAUGUCAUCCCAAUACCUAUUCAAUUAGUAGGAGCUAUUAUUAUUUUAUGUCCUAUUCUGAUAUGGCAUGAUGUCACAUAUUUACCUAAUGAAUAUUAUUGUUCGCCUGCAUUCACAAAAACUCGUGGUAUUCUUUGGGGUACAUUUACUGCUUAUGGAUUACCUCUCUUACUUUUCUCUCUUAUAUAUCUUCGUAUUACAAUAUUUAUUCGUCAACAACCCCUUAACCAAACAUUGAUGGUAAAGCAACGACAAAAACGAGAUUUGGCUGCUAUUCAACGAAUUUUUAUUAAUGUUGGUCUAUUGUUGGUUUGUGGAACUCCAGGUGCAAUUCUUUUGAUAAUGUACUUCGUCAUUGGUAUUGAAUAUCCAUUAACCUAUCGUAUUAUGUGGGUUGGACCCGCAGUAUCUAUGGCAAUAUUAAGUAUACAAAUGAUAUUUAUGACACCUCAAUUGAAAAAUCUUAUUACUAUAAGACGAUGA